Messenger RNA from Argentina anserina (silverweed cinquefoil), 1580 nucleotides. RefSeq names its product transcription factor GTE6. Lineage: Eukaryota; Viridiplantae; Streptophyta; Magnoliopsida; Rosales; Rosaceae. The transcript has 8 exons. The record is from RefSeq and is a predicted model, not a curated record. Bases 288 to 1268 code for a protein of 326 amino acids.
CACUUUUUUACCUUUCUUUCCGGAGCUUCCAAAUUUUACGACGUCGUCGUUCCCCGGAAUUCUCUUUUUCCGUCUCCGGCUCACCGCCUCCCCCGGCUCGCCAUUCACACACGGUUAUGAGUUGGUAGGGUUCUUGCAUUUGAGCUUUCGAUGCCGGGGAAAGGUGUGUGACCUUGGCUGUUACAUGGCUGAGAUGAAGAUAAUUGGAGUGUUCUUUGUUUAGAAAUUCCGUUCGUGUGUGGUAUAAAUAUAGGUUACUUAUUUGGUGCAGUUGCGUUUCUGUUGUUAUGUCACAAGCUGAAAAGGAUCUGGUUGUUUCGAGUAAACACCGAAAAUUAGGGCCAGACUACUUUGGUUACUAUACAAACGAGGUGGUAGAGUUGUUGUCACGCAAUGAAGAUGUUUCACCUUUUGCUUCCGACAACUCAGAUAUAUCUCAAAGUAGACGUGUGGGGAUUAAAGGCAAGGAUAGGAUUGAGCAUAGUAAUGGUGUGGAUGUUUCACCUUUUGCUUCCGUCUCCUCAGAUGUAUCUCGGAGUAGACAUGUUGGGGUUAUAGGCAAGGAUAGGACUGAGCAUAGUAAUGGUGUGUCUGCUUUGUUGUUUAGUGACAGACUAGGGAAUGAGCUAUCAGAUUUCAAAAAAGAAAGAUUGAGGUUGUUGCUCAGGCAGGGAGUGAAAGUUCUUGCACGAGAAGUCGAUGAGAUGAUAGAACCUGCUGUAGCAAUGAGCAGGUUAAAAUCUAAGCUGGAGAGCAGAAAGUGUUUAUCAAGCAGUGCAGCAUGUGAUGUUGAUGCAGAGAAAGCACCUUCACCUAAGAGACUAAAGAGAUCCUCAUGCUCUUCUAGCAGCCUCUCUGCACUAUCUUGUCCCACCGAUCCUGAACCAAACAGAGAGGUCGAUGAUGAAUUGCAGUCCCUUAUUGAAAGCAACAGCUUGCAGGUUGAGGAAGUGGUAAAAAAAUAUUCUGAUCAAUAUCAUAAUGAACUAGGGCACAUGGAGCAGCAGCUUGAGAAAAUUCUGGACAGUGUGAUGUCCAAGUGCAGGCCUAUGACCAUUUAUGAGAAGAACAAGCUUGGAAAACUGAUUCAGAAGUUACCACCAGAAAAUCUUGACCGUGUUAUGGAAAUUAUCCAGAAUAGCAACACAGCUUUUACGAAUUCCUCUGAUGAAGUUCAUGUGGAUCUUAAAGAGGAGUCUAAUGUAACACUAUGGAGAUUGUUUCAUUACGUAGAAGCAAUUGAGAAUGCUAGGAAGCUUGCCAAGUAGCAGGCCCUAUAUGAAGAUAUCAGUUUUCGGGUACUUGAGAGGAGUUGCUGAUGAUUCUACGUUUUGACUGUAGAAUUUUGGGUAGAUUAACCCCAGUAGUUUUGACGGUCUUGAUUUAUGGCCUAGUAGUGCAUAAGUUUUAGAGCACUCAACUUCAGAUGCAUGCUAGAAGAGGAUUUUUGUUCUUUUGUCCUGCACAGUUUAGUUUGUAAUCACAGGGAAAGCUGUACAUGUCUUACUGUAUACGGACUACUGAAAGUUAAGGAAUCAAAAUUUUGCAAUUUGAAUGAUGAUUUCAGGUUGUUAACGCCA